Messenger RNA from Pongo pygmaeus (Bornean orangutan), 2013 nucleotides. RefSeq names its product monoacylglycerol O-acyltransferase 2 (gene MOGAT2). Gene Ontology annotation, biological process: diacylglycerol biosynthetic process; triglyceride biosynthetic process. The transcript has 6 exons. Gene Ontology annotation, cellular component: endoplasmic reticulum membrane. Gene Ontology annotation, molecular function: 2-acylglycerol O-acyltransferase activity; diacylglycerol O-acyltransferase activity. Bases 448 to 1206 code for a protein of 252 amino acids. The record is from RefSeq and is a predicted model, not a curated record. Lineage: Eukaryota; Metazoa; Chordata; Mammalia; Primates; Hominidae.
GAACACUGCGUAGUUCAGAGUGGCCACAGACAAAAGGCAGGAGCGGGAGGGACAGGGCCAGCUCUGGGGCUCCUGGAGGCCAGGCUGAGCUGCUUAGACUGUGCCCGAAGUUAUGGGGAAGUCAUGAAGGGCUUGAAUAACGGGAGGCACCUGGCUGGAUUUAUCUCUGGGAAAAUGGGGCAGAGGAUGAACAGAAAGAGAGCAGGAAAGGGUCUCCCUUUGCUUUGAGAUCCCAAAAGAUGGAAACUAGAACAGUUUAUCCAACCAGUUGUCCCCAUUGAUUGAGCACUUGCCGAGAUCUGCAUUGUGGGCUUCAUAGCCCUCCUGUUUACAAGAUUCUGGCUCCUCACUGUCCUGUAUGCGGCCUGGUGGUAUCUGGACCGAGACAAGCCACGGCAGGGGGGCCGGCACGUCCAGGCCAUCAGGUGCUGGACUAUAUGGAAGUACAUGAAGGACUAUUUCCCCAUCUCGCUGGUCAAGACUGCUGAGCUGGACCCCUCUCGGAACUAUAUUGCGGGCUUCCACCCCCAUGGAGUUCUGGCAAUCGGAGCCUUUGCCAACCUGUGCACUGAGAGCACGGGCUUCUCUUCGAUCUUCCCCGGUAUCCGCCCCCAUCUGAUGAUGCUGACCUUGUGGUUCCGGGCCCCCUUCUUCAGAGAUUACAUCAUGUCCGCAGGGUUGGUCACAUCAGAAAAGGAGAGCGCUGCUCACAUUCUGAACAGGAAAGGUGGCGGAAACUUGCUGGGCAUCAUUGUAGGGGGUGCCCAGGAGGCUCUGGAUGCCAGGCCUGGAUCCUUCACGCUGUUAUUGAGGAACCGAAAGGGCUUCGUCAGGCUCGCCCUGACACACGGGGCAUCCCUGGUGCCAAUCUUCUCCUUCGGGGAGAAUGACGUGUUUGACCAGAUUUCCAACUCUUCUGGCUCCUGGUUGCGCUGUAUCCAGAAUCGGUUGCAGAAGAUCAUGGGCAUCUCCCUCCCAAUCUUUCGUGGCCGUGGUGUCUUCCAGUACAGCUUUGGUUUAAUACCCUACCGCCGGCCCAUCACCACUGUGGUGGGGAAGCCCAUCGAGGUACAGAAGACGCUGCAUCCCUCGGAGGAGGAGGUGAACCAGCUGCACCAGCGCUAUAUCAGAGAGCUGUGCAACCUCUUCGAGGCCCACAAACUUAAGUUCAACAUCCCUGCUAACCAACACUUGGAGUUCUGCUGAGCCCAAAGGGCAGGGCCAACAUUAGGGAGCCCAGCAGGAGGUGCUGUGCUCUGAGAAGACUUCCUGGAGGUGUUUGUUGAACAUAUCUGCAGAGCCUUCCCAGACUCCUGCAAAUCCAACCCAUAUCAGGCUGUAAGUCAGAGCAGGCAACGCAGAAGAGGAGACCAGACUCUGGCACUGCAAUCUGCACUCCUGCUGCAAGACCUCUGCAAGCCUCCUGCUCCUUGGCUUCUGUCUGCUCAUCAGUGAAAUGGGAGAGAGGGCUGGAGGAGAAUGGUUUCUGAGGUCUCUGUUCUCUGUUGUAAUGUCACUCAAACAUUAUAAAAGGAAAUGCAGGGAAAGAAAGAGAACAGCAAGAUUUUUAUUCAUCUGACCUUGAGUGAUAGCACAAAAGAAGCCACCAGCUCCAGUCCCUUCUCCUACAGGACCCAUCAUCUUGCACCCUGGAUGUCCCAGGUCCUCCCUCUCCAUGCUGGACAGGAGGGGUGGCCAGUAAACCCCUGCACUCACCCUAGGUAGCUUCAAGCUUCUGGGUUCUCUGGGUGAUGGAGCGGCAGCCAGAGGCACACAGAAGCUGGGUAGGGAGGACUGUGCUCUGUUACCGACUGGCUGUGUGACUGUGGGCAGGCCUCUUUCCUCUCCUUCUGAGCCUCAGUUUUCCCACUGACUCUGAGUCUCAGCUCUGACACUACAUAGGCUGAGAGCUCCAUAAGGCACCUCUUACUCACCCUUUGUAACUUCAGCCCCUGACCUUGCCACACAAAAAGGGGGCUCCAUAAAUGUUAGUUCAAUAAAUGAGAGAAUUAU